GCGAGAGAGAAAGCAAGGGACAGAGAGAGCAGAUGGAAACACUGUAACUCAAGGCAACUCAGGGUACAGCAGCAACAGAAGCAGCGUUUCCUGCUAUGGAAUGAAGGGAGGCAAUCCUCUUCUUCGUAGUCGCCGAACGGGGCAGAAUAAGGCUGAACACACUCAUCUAAAAACCAACACUUGCUUUGCGGGAAGGAGAGCUUUUCGAGAUGCAAGGCAUCACCCCUGACAAUUUCCCAGAGCAUCCACAAAGGCUCAUACAGGUGACAAGUGUGUCCAACUUCGCUGCACCGCCUGCAUUGACGCGCUUCAGAGUGCGUUUCGUCCAGCGGCAGUGCGCUGCGUGAGACCCGCCGCUCUUGUUUUGACGUGACAUUUCGCUUGAGCUGCAGUGCAUAUGUGGCCACAUAUGACGCAUUUGCGCCAUCAGCUGUUUUGGACGCAUGGAGUGUUGCGUUUCCGGACAAGUGUUUGUGCUGAUUGGUAUGUUCGUCAUGUCCGCCUGGGUUAACUUGCGCGUUUCUCUGUAGAGUCUCACAGAGCCGCGCUCGGUGCAGAAGUUGGUUGGGAAUAAAAGAAAAGAGUGCGGAGGAAAAUAGAGGUGACAGCGGCGUUCUUGGGAUGUUGAGAGGUUGAAUUUACUAGCAGCAUCGUCAACAUAUAUCCGUGUGAGGAUCAGAAAACUGCGAAGGGACUGCUGCUGCAUCUACAUACUAACAGUUUUUGUAGAAGCCUGCCAGUGAAUUCCAGCUCCUGAAACCACAGCUGCGUAAACUUGGCCAGAUCUGGUGACAUUGUACCCUGUGUGUGUGUGUGGGUGUGUGUGUGUGUGUGUGUGUGUGUGCGCGCGAGCGCGCAUGCGUGUGUAUGUGUGUGCGUGUGUGUGUGCGCUGAGCAGCCUAGAUGGAUAUGCGGCUCUCCGAGGGAAUUUGAAAAGCAAGAGGGGAUUACUAUCAGCUCCUCUCUUCUAUUAUAACCUCAAAAUGGAUGCCGAGGACAGGCUGUGGAGACGCCACUGGAUUAGCCACUCUUCCGCUGAUCUGCUUGACAUCUAAGAGGCACAAGCGUUCAAAGUUUGGAUAAUCUAAAAGGCUGAAGGUGUAGGAUGCAGUCUGGAGUGAAGACGCUCUCCGCAGGUGGAGGUGCGUCACUCUGUUGCCUUCUGCUCCUCUGGCUCAUCUACUCCCAUCUGCUGAGAGAGGGCCAGUUGGCGGUGGGAACCUGCGAGAUAGUGAUGCUCAACAGAGACAGCAGCGUUCCCAGACGGACCAUCGCUAGGCAGACGGCCCGCUGCGCUUGCCGGAGAGGCCAAAUCGCUGGUACCACCAGGGCGAGACCAGCAUGUGUAGACGCGCGAAUUGUGCGGAGUCGUCAGUGGUGUGAGAUGGCUCCCUGCCUGGAGGGCGAGGUCUGCAGCCUCCUGUUCAACCGAUCCGGCUGGACUUGCACCAAGGGCAGUGGUCGCAUCAAGACUGUCACGCAGCCCUGGGCAGCUGGGGCAGAUUUCAUGCACGCAUUCCCAUCGUGCUCUAAUCUACCCCGACAGCACACUUAGCCUCUGCCCAAGGAGCCAUCAUAGGUUGCAUAGAAAACAACAAGUAUAUUCAUUGACAUCCAUGCUACAAAAGGAACUGAGGCCAGUCACUACACCACAACAUUGUAUCCAUAUACUUAUGACACUCCCAAACUUUACACCAGGUUUGACCUUCAGUAAAAAAUAAAUUAUAAUAAUCCAGAGCUUUUCCACCCACCACAGUGAACGACUCUUGGCAGACACUUCUGAGAACUCUGAGAAGUCUCAUGUGAACAGCAUGGUACACCAUUGGCAUUAAAUCUUUACCGCAGCCAAAUUUGUGGACACAUCAUCGAACAAAAUCCCUGUGAGGAACAUUUAUCAACAAGGCAGUGGAAUAUUCAUUGAAGUACAUUACCUUUUUUUGUCCUUGCAAUUCAACAUCACGUCUGCAGAGGAUGGCUCCUUGAAGAUUUAGACUUGUCAGAAGGUGUUUCAGAAGUCGGCCCCUUCAUCUUGUUUACUAUUACCGCUGGGAAGCCGUCGAGGGUUAUAUUACAGACAAGUUUCUUUAAUGACAGCUCCCUGCUAAAGAGUCAUGACUUUACAGAGGUUGAGAAAGGCUUUAUUGUCCAUUGGAUUCUUUCUCUCAUUUGGCCGGGUCAAAAUCUCUGCAUACACACACACUGGAAGGAACGUUGUGAAAAAGCAUGAAACUCUAUUGGAAUGUCCCAGAGACGACUCAAUGACUGAAGGUCAUGAGGGUAAAAUGUGGACAUUUUGGACGACUUACCUUAUAACUUAUGUUUUUUAUGUGGUGCCAACAUACAGUAGACUAGAAGAGUAGAUUUUGUCAAUGAACCUUACACAUCUUGUACACAUCACUGGGAGCAUUUAGCAGAAGGGGACCCCUCAUUUAAUGGUCUACACUUUGUUGGUGCGUGUGUGCAUGCGUGUGUGUGCGUGCAUCACGUGUGCGUACUUGCAUCUAUCCAUGUGUGAAUGUGUGUAUACAUGCUUGUGUGCCUGUAUGUUAGUGAGCGUGCACAUUCAGAUAUACACUGUGAAAUAACUCAUAUUCAAUGCAUUAUUCAUACUCUUGUAUAUUUUUUGGACACGCCCAGACCAGAGCUUAACAUCUGGCAAGAGAAGCAUUUGUGAUUUUACAGAUGUUGGAUCUCAUUUAAAUCUUUAUGGAUGAAUCCCGGCUUUGCCUUUUCUUUUCUUUUGUGUCUUGUAUUUAGUACAUAGAGAUAUUUAUAUUGGGGAAAUAUUAUUAAAACUGGGGACAGAUCUGCAGUAUGUCACAUAAGUUAAAUUCUGUAAUUAAAAUCAAUGCGUAAUUAAAUGUAUUCAGAAUCCUUGUCUAAAUUGACUAUACUUUGAUGUGAAAUGGUUUGGCCAGCUGGACAUGCUAUUUGAUAAUUUCCAACGCUUGAUAUAUUUGAAAUUGUGUAUUUAAUUAAUGUAUUUUAUGUUCUGUGUGUCUCAUUCCAAGAGGAAGUAAAGAAAAGGAGGAGCACAAGAGGCAUUCUUCUGAGAGAAGUACAAGAGGUGGACACAAUAACACGAAUACCAGUUACGAUAAUACCACAUAUUUCCAAAACAGAAAAUAUGAUCAAACACUUUCUAAAUACCACAACCUAAUAAGCUAUGGUCUGCAAGAUGAAUGAACAUCCUCAAGUCUACAAAAAUAACCUUCACAGAGGUAGUGUUUUUUGUAGGGCAAUUACAAUAGUUUGCACACUAUUGUAGAGGUGUUCCUGUUAAUAUGUCUACACCCUUUUUUCAUUUCUUUGUACUAAAAAAAUCUGUACAUCUCCAUCUUACUGUAUGCAUUUGAGUAUAUAAAGAGAGUGUCCGCUCCCAGGAGCUGCGGAGUGUGUAA
Molecule: messenger RNA, 3401 nt
Organism: Etheostoma cragini (Arkansas darter)
Lineage: Eukaryota; Metazoa; Chordata; Actinopteri; Perciformes; Percidae
Gene: tafa5l
Product: TAFA chemokine like family member 5, like
Exons: 6
Coding region: 1106-1555 (149 amino acids)
Source: RefSeq, a predicted model, not a curated record